AUGUCGCUUUCCGCAGCAGCCAAUAAUAUAUCUGAGUCGGAUUUCCAGAACAUAGGGCCCGCUCCAAAACCGCCAGGCGCGUCUUACAACAAAACACAACCGAUCACAAAUUACCUCACACAGCUGGAUUUGAGAGACAAACGUGGGACCAGCGACGUGGGUCGCGACGCGCGCUCCGCGCGCGCUGCGUUCACCAACAAAAACGGUUGGAUACAGUACAAGGACGAUGGAAUACUAUCGUUUCUUUGGCAAAAACGAUACAUGGUGCUAAGCGACUCGUAUCUCACUCUGUACAAGAACGAGCCUCGUUCUGCCAAUGAAGAUGCGGUUUUGCAGAUACCACUGACCACAAUUGUGAGUGUUAGCCGCACGCAGCUCAAACAAAACUGUUUCGAGGUGGUCAGGAACCACGACCGGGGCUCGACGGGCGUCUCGAGCAACAGCAACAACGGUGGAUCCAGUGGAUCAGGCAAUUCGUCGGGCUCGUCCUCUUCGCAGUCGUCGGGCUCGGAUGUUAGCCGGAAAACCAUGUAUAUCUCGACGAAAACAGAAAUCGAAUUGCAUUCAUGGCUGGACGCUAUUUUUGCCAAAUGCCCGCUACUCAGUGGGGUUUCCUCGCCGACUAACUUCACACACAAGGUACACGUCGGUUUUGACCCGGAAACGGGCUCCUUUGUAGGAAUGCCUUCCAAUUGGGAAAAACUGCUGAAGCAUUCGCGAAUUACGGGUGAGGACUGGAACAACAAUUCUGCAGCUGUGAUUCAAGUAUUGCAGUUCUACCAGGAGUAUAACGGCGUGAGCAAUGGUGCUAGUACAGGUACUGGCGCCCCCACCGCUGCUGGCAUCAGUAAUUCGUCUGCCUCCUCGUCGUCCUCCUCAUUACCAAGACAGCAGCAGCAGCAGCAACGACAGGGCUCUCAACCACAACAUUUUCUUCAGAAUCAGCAAAUGCGACAGCCCUCUGCAGACUUGGUCCCACAGCGCAAACCGCCUACGCCCCCAUCUGCAUCCAAUCUGCACCGUCCUGACUUGCAAGUCUCCACCUCCUAUCAAAAUGCACCACCGCACUCAAAUUCUCCGUUGAGCUCCAAAUUUGUAGCUCCUUCGCACAACAGACCUCCUCAAUCGCAUUUGCCAUCUCCGUCCUCGUCGACCCAUAACAUCACAAAUGCUCAGCAAAGUCCCUUUUAUGCGUCCAAGCAACAGCCUCAACCACGUCAGCAAUUGACAUCACAGCAAAGACCUUUCCACCAUCAGGAUCCUUCGCGCUUUCAGCAUAAUUUGCAUAAUCCUUACUCCUCCAAAGCACCUCCUGCACCUUCUCCCUCUAGUUCCAGAGAACAGCUGAAUCAAAGGCGCCCCGCGCAGCGACCACCCAUGGGUAAUUCUCCUUAUUCUACCUCCUCACCUCCACCAAGGCUUCACCCUCAAAGAGUAGCACCAUCUGGUCCUAAGUUGCCCGCGGAAUCGAGCGCAACCACUGCAGCGGCUGCGGCCAUGCGUCAGAAUUCUAAGGAAGACCAAGGAACGAGCUUUCUUCAGCCCAACAGAGAAGCGCCCAAGAAACCAGAGGCAUCGUCUCAUCCAAAGAAAGAUGUUGGGGUUACAAAGCAGCGCAAACCUUCAAAGCCAACCAUGUCUAACGCCGAGAUAAUGGCCAAAUUGAAAAGUGUGACUUUCAACACUGAUCCUAGUCCCUUUUUCCAAAUGGUUGAAAAGGCUGGACAGGGCGCCAGUGGCUCUGUUUACCUUGCUCAAAGAACCCGGUUGCCAACUUAUGAAGACGGCAACAUCAGUGAACAAGUUGGGGAGCAGUACAUUGGAGACAAAGUGGCCAUCAAGCAGAUGAUUCUCUCCAAACAGCCAAGAAAGGAACUGAUAGUGAAUGAAAUCUUGGUAAUGAAAGACUCGCAGCAUAAAAAUAUCGUUAACUUUUUGGAAGCAUACCUUAAGACCGAGGACGAUCUGUGGGUUGUGAUGGAGUAUAUGGAGGGUGGAUCUUUGACCGAUUUGAUUGAAAAUAGUCCUGCCAAUGGGAGCAAUAGCUCGCCUCUGACUGAAACUCAGAUUGCAUACAUUGUGCGCGAAACAUGUCAGGGCUUGAAGUUUUUGCAUGAUAAACAUAUCAUUCACAGAGACAUCAAGUCGGAUAACGUGUUACUAGACACCAGGUCUAGAGUCAAAAUUACCGAUUUUGGCUUUUGUGCCAAGCUUACAGAUAAAAGAAGUAAACGGGCGACUAUGGUAGGAACACCUUAUUGGAUGGCACCCGAAGUCGUGAAGCAACGUGAGUACGACGAAAAAGUGGAUGUUUGGUCACUCGGAAUCAUGACCAUUGAGAUGUUGGAGGGAGAACCACCAUACCUAAAUGAGGAUCCUUUGAAGGCACUUUAUUUGAUCGCGACGAAUGGAACACCAAAGUUGAAACAACCAGAAACGCUAUCAUUAAAAAUAAAAAGAUUUUUGAGCGUCUGCUUAUGCGUAGACGUCAAGUACAGAGCCUCGACAGAGGAACUGUUGCACCACAGCUUCUUUGAUAUGAGCUGUGAGCCAGCGGAGCUAAAUCCACUACUCGAGUGGAAGAAAUAG
Molecule: messenger RNA, 2589 nt
Organism: Lachancea meyersii CBS 8951
Lineage: Eukaryota; Fungi; Ascomycota; Saccharomycetes; Saccharomycetales; Saccharomycetaceae
Source: the annotation of a GenBank genome assembly